Talaromyces atroroseus is the source of this 546-nucleotide messenger RNA. RefSeq lists its product as hypothetical. Gene Ontology annotation, biological process: formation of translation preinitiation complex. Gene Ontology annotation, molecular function: RNA binding. The transcript has 3 exons. The record is from RefSeq and is a predicted model, not a curated record. Lineage: Eukaryota; Fungi; Ascomycota; Eurotiomycetes; Eurotiales; Trichocomaceae. The coding region runs from base 1 to 546 and encodes 181 amino acids.
AUGUUUAAAAAGGACAUCCAAGCCGGCUCACGAUCGAAAGUUAAAUCCUCAGUGCAACGAGGCCUUCGCUCCAAGUUCAUCGAGACAUACCCCGGCUUCGAGCCCUAUAUUGAUGAGAUCCUACCAAAGAAGGCUUCACUGGAAGCCGUGAAACUUCCUGACCGUGCCACCUUAUAUACCAUCGACUCAACUCCACUCUUCUAUCAACCCUUUGAUGGGCCUCCGAUCCCCCACCUCAAGCUCGUCCAUUCCUUCCCGGACGCCGUUCCAAAAAUCCGCAUUGAUCGAGGGGCGAUUCGCUUUGUGCUUUCGGGCGCGGCGCUGAUGGCGCCGGGUUUGACCUCGGCGGGUGGGUGGUUGCCGGACAAGGAGAAUGCACUGGAGGCAGGGGACGUUGUGGCUGUGAGCGCAGAGGGGAAGGAUGAGGUUUGUUUAGUGGGACCGCUUAAGAUGGGGACGGAGGAAAUGAAGGCAAAGGGUAAAGGCGUGGCUAUGGAUGUAGGCCAUUAUUUGGGUGAUGGACUUUGGAAGUUAAAUCUGGAUUAG